AUGCUUUCUCUUCCAACUGAAGUUCAACUUGAUGUAUUAAAAUAUCUUAAUUUCAACCAAUUAUUCUCUGUUAAACUAACUCAUUUUUAUUUUUGCAAUUUAAUCAAUAAAUAUGAGGGAGAAUUGGCACAAAUUAAAUUUUAUCAAAUUUCAAUACCCAAAUCUCUUCGAACGUUAGAUCCUUAUAAAUUCAUUAAACCUGAAUUCGGAAAUUUUGAAUUAACUUUAAGUGAUCAACUUAAAGAGAAGUGGCAAACAGCUAUAGACAAAUCAAUUCCUUUGUUCUUGGAUAAGGGAUCAACUCAGUCCUUCUGGCGUACAACCUUCUGGGUUUCGACCUUCUGGGGUGGACCCUUGGAUAAAUCCAUAGGCAAAAUACUUGUUGGUUUAAAAACGACAGAGGAUGGAGGAUCUACUUAUAUCUUAGAAUUCUCAAACCUUCCAAAAAAUAUUCAAGAAAUGGGUAUUGCCCGUUGCUUGAUGGAAAUACUUUUUAAUUGUGCUUUUGAACGUGCUCAUUUUGACAAGACUGUAUUUAAUCCGGAAAUGGUCGAUAUAUUAUUUGAUAACGACAAAACGAUUCCUCUUAAACUUAACAUUAAUCAUUUAUAUCUAUAUGCUAGCAAUAGAAUAUGCGAAAAUUUGGUGGCCAUUUUAGAUAAUUUAGCAAUAUCUGAAUCUUUUUCGAUCUAUUUGAAAGAUGUUGACAUUCCAGAACAAUAUAUAUUUAUUUUAUUUGAUAUUCUAAUAAAUAAAGGCGAUAAAUUACAUCACGUUAGUUUUAUGUUUGAAUGUGAAUUGCCACAAAUUUAUGAUCUUAUUGUUGAAUAUAUAGCAACAUCUAGAGAGUGUUCAAAAAUUGUGUCUUAUAUUUCUUUACAUCAUCCUGGAGGAACAAAAUUUAAAUUAAGUGAAAGAGCAGAAGAAUUUAAAGUUAAUGACUUUGGGGUUAUAAAAUAUACAAAUUACCAAAUAGUCAAUAUUCACAAUCCAAAGGAAAUAUUUUAUUUCUAUAUUAAUGAAACAAAACGUAAAGAUAUUGCUUCUAGUUUACGAAUAAAAAUGUAUGGUUUCUAA
This is a messenger RNA of Meloidogyne enterolobii, 1077 nucleotides long. Lineage: Eukaryota; Metazoa; Nematoda; Chromadorea; Rhabditida; Meloidogynidae. The record is from the annotation of a GenBank genome assembly.